Molecule: messenger RNA, 2416 nt
Organism: Nanorana parkeri
Lineage: Eukaryota; Metazoa; Chordata; Amphibia; Anura; Dicroglossidae
Gene: SHH
Product: sonic hedgehog
Exons: 3
Coding region: 1-1272 (423 amino acids)
Biological process (GO): regulation of gene expression; cell fate specification; protein autoprocessing
Molecular function (GO): calcium ion binding; patched binding
Source: RefSeq, a predicted model, not a curated record
AUGGACGAGAUGCUGGUACUGAGGAGAAUUCUUCUGCUGGGGGUUAUAACUAGCGCUCUGGUACUUCCUCCUGCCUUCACCUGUGGACCGGGCAGGGGCAUUGGCAAGAGAAGACACCCCAAAAAGCUGACCCCCCUAGCCUAUAAACAAUUCAUCCCCAACGUCGCCGAGAAGACCCUGGGGGCUAGUGGAAGAUAUGAAGGAAAGAUUACUAGGAACUCGGAAAGGUUUAAAGAGCUCACCCCAAAUUAUAACUCUGACAUCAUAUUUAAAGACGAGGAGAACACAGCAGCGGACAGACUCAUGACUCAGAGAUGCAAAGACAAACUCAAUGCCUUGGCAAUCUCAGUGAUGAACCAGUGGCCAGGCGUGAAAUUGCGUGUGACAGAGGGCUGGGAUGAAGAUGGGCACCACUCAGAAGAGUCUUUACACUACGAAGGGCGAGCUGUGGAUAUCACUACUUCUGAUAGGGAGCGCAGCAAGUAUGGCAUGCUGGCCAGAUUGGCGGUAGAAGCUGGAUUUGAUUGGGUCUACUAUGAGUCCAAAGCUCAUAUCCAUUGCUCUGUUAAAGCAGAAAACUCGGGGGCGGCAAAAUCCGGUGGUUGCUUUCCUGCCAAUGCCAGUGUGUCCUUGGAAGGAGGUGGUACCAAGGCAAUAAAGGAUCUAAGGCCAGGAGAUCGCGUGUUAGCAGCAAAUGAGGAGGGCAGGCUGGUCUACAGUGACUUCCUCACCUUCUUGGACAAGCAGGAGAGUGUGAAGAAGGUCUUCUAUGUGAUUGAGACCGCUGAACCCAAGCAGAGCAUCCGACUGACAGCUGCCCAUCUUCUCUUUGUGUCACAGAGCCCAGGUAAUGGCACCAGGUCUUUCAAGUCUGUUUUUGCCAGCAACAUAAGGCCAGGAGAUCAGGUGUUCCUAGCUGAUCAUAAGAUGAUGGAUCUGAAGGUGGUGACAGUGGAUAAGGUCCAUCUAGAAGAAGACAUUGGAGCCUAUGCUCCCGUUACCUCUCAUGGAACAGUGGUCAUCAAUGGGGUCCUGGCCUCUUGUUAUGCAGUCAUUGAAGAACAUAGCUGGGCACACAUGGCUUUUGCCCCACUCAGAUUUGCCUUUAAACUUUUCUCCUACUUUUCCCCCAAAGACUACUACAACCCAUCUCCCACGUACCUUCAUGUUGAAGGCAUCCACUGGUACUCACAACUCCUUUAUCAAUUAGGAACUUGGAUCUUGGAUAAUGACUCUCUUCAUCCACUGGGAAUGUCAGCGAGGUCCAGUUGAAACAUCCCUCAAUCUUUACAUUAAGAAAGACAUUAAUUUUUAAUGUAGGACAGUCCAAAGUAGACACUAAGGAACCCCACCCCACAUUUCUUUGCCCUUAUUAUUAUUUUUGUAUUAUUAUUUUAUUCUUGCAUCCCAUUGUACUUUACUUUCUUUUGGUUCUCUUCUGCUGAAUAUUUAUUUGUGUGUUGUUCGAUUAGAUGUUAAAUAUGAACGGGACAUACGAGAAGCCUUAACUAGUUUCUUUGAUAAUUUAUUGUCUUGCGAACUUUCCGUGAACUUGUGAAAGUUCUCUGUGUUGAUUCUAAGUUAACAAAGCAGAUUCUAUUUUUCUACGUGUUGAGUUUGUCUUAACUCUAAGGGAUGAUUUACUCAAGGAUGCAAAUUUUGCUUAGGGAACUUGUGUUCUUUCAAAGAGCCACCAGGUAUAAAGAAAAAAACAAAUCCCAAUCUGAUCUUUGAAAGCACAGUGUGCGGUCAGAACUCUGGAAUAAAAUGAUACUACCUUUAGUAAAUCUACCCCUUAGUACUGUUUCGUUACUUUUGUCUUUCCCUCACUGUCUCGACAGACCUCCAUUGUAGGUGUCUAUAAGGGGUUUUACUUGGCCUGGCUGUCACUGAAAGUGUUAAAUAAUUGUGAGUAAUGACUUGUCUCAGUGGGGGUCAGUAAAUUAUAUUUUUAUACACAGAAUUGUAAAUUAGAAUUUUGUUUUUCAGAGAUCAAUACUUACUGAACUGCAUUUCUUUUCAUUUUUCUUUUUUUUUUUGUUGGAAAUAGUGUACAAUAUGAGAAUAUAUUAUUUUAAUUUAAAUAGUUUCACAACGUAACGUUAUCGCAUAUUCUAUGUCUGUUUUUUUAUGUUUUCAUAUUUUUUUUUCAUUUGUAUAAACUUGCAUUUGGUCACAUUCACCUAACUCACAGACUGUUACACAAAAAUCCUGUUUUUUUAUCAUUUUGUUUUCUCUUUGACACAGUAGGAAUCUUGUAAUUUUAACUGCAAAGAAUAUAUUAGAAAGUCAUAUUUUUUAAACAAAAUACAAAGCGCACAUAGACGAGGACCUCCAGUGGAUGAAGACUGUUGAUUUGCAUUAAUAAAUUGAAUAACCGCUGUAAAUUUACUAAAAUGUAUUUUUUGGAAUACUU